ACUUUGAUGUUUAUCGCUAUUCGGUAAAGGAGGAAUGAAUUUCCCAAAGUUUAAAAACAGACUGUCAUUUGUUUAUAGAAGCAGUGUUUUCUUAUUUUGCAUCUUUCUCUUCCCUUUUCUUCUGCUCCUUCCCUUUCUCUUUUAGUAAAAGAUGUGGAUGCAUCUUUCUCCCUCUCGGCCACUGGCAAAAUAGCUCGUGUGGAUUAGCACCCUACCGGGAGGUUUUUUUUAAAACGUUUCAGAAUUUGUUGCUUAGGACGCCUUAUUAUCAGUCCAUCUUAGUGUUGCAAACUGAGAUUGUGACCUUUAAGGACAUCUUCUAGAACAGGGAUAGAGAACACACUGCUUAUUUAAGAUGAAAGGGAAGUCAUUUCUAGCUGGCGAGGAAAACGGCGGUCUGUAUUGGUAAAAUUGUGUGCUUUGAGUCUCUUUGUCGUUGCACAUUUUAAGACUUCAGUAAGGGGCUUUUGGGUUAUUACUGAUCCUAGGCUUUGAAAGUAUAUUGUAUAUUUCAGUGUUUGGUUAAGGAUCGUUUUAAGAUUUUCCAUGUUGCAUUUUGUUUGUAGAAGAAUUUGAAACUGAAAUAGAAACUUUUAAAAUACCGUUUUAUUGAACGCCUUAACUUGUAUAUAUAGAUUUAUAAAAUUAUAAAAUUGGUUAAUAGGGCUUGUGAUACAUGUAGGUUCGUCUUUUUGUGAGCCAUGAGCAUUAUUUAGGAGGUCAUUCUGAGUCCUUGGUUUUGGUUAACUUGUAGAAUUCUUCUUUUGUUAUUUUUCCAGCUUUAUUGAGAUAUAAUUGACAUAUAACAUUGUGUCAGUUUAAGGUGUACGACGUGAUGAUUUGCUAUACGUAUAUGUUGCAAAAUGAUUAUCACAAUAAGGUUAGUUAACACAUCCAGCACCUCACAUAAUUACCCCUUUUGUGUGUGUGGUGAGGACAUUUAAGAUCUACUCUCUUAGCAACUUUCAAGUACACGAGACAGUAUUGUUAACCAUUGUCCCCAGGCUGUGCCUUAGAUCCCCAGAACUUCUUCAUCUUAUAAUUGGAAGUUUGCACCAUUUGAUCAACAUCUCCCCAGAAUUGUUUCUUUUAAGUCAUUGGCACUUUAGUAUGUCAGCACAUAUUUUACACUGUAAAAAUAGACUCUGGGACAUUUUGAAAACUGAGAAUUGGAACUAAGUGUUGGACAUUUUUCUGCCCUUACCAAAUACUUCCUGAGGUGGUGUAAUUUCUUUCAGGCAUGUUACUGAAGUGCACUGACUGUGUUUUUAGUUUCUUUACCUUGCUGACUAGUUUAAUCUGCAUUUAUUAUAGGAACUAUUUAUUAAACAUCUGUUCUGGGCCAGGGGUGAUGCCAUACAUUAUUCUAUUUAUAUCUCACAUCAACUCGGCAUAGGAGACGCUUUCCAGUACUACAGUUGCUUUCAUUUGUUAACUUCUGCGAUAAACAAAUUUAAAAGAUGAGUGAACUGGAACAGUUGAGGCAGGAAGCCGAACAACUGCGGAAUCAGAUCCAGGAUGCCAGGAAAGCAUGUAAUGAUGCAACGCUUAUUCAGAUCACAUCAAAUAUGGAUUCCGUGGGUCGAAUACAAAUGCGAACGAGACGUACGCUGAGGGGUCACCUAGCCAAAAUCUACGCUAUGCACUGGGGAUAUGAUUCAAGGCUACUAGUCAGUGCUUCCCAAGAUGGAAAAUUAAUUAUUUGGGAUAGCUAUACAACAAAUAAGAUGCAUGCUAUUCCUUUGCGAUCCUCCUGGGUGAUGACCUGUGCCUAUGCUCCCUCUGGCAAUUACGUUGCUUGCGGAGGGCUGGACAACAUCUGCUCCAUAUAUAACUUAAAAACCAGAGAGGGAAAUGUGAGAGUGAGCCGAGAGUUACCAGGUCACACAGGCUACUUGUCCUGCUGCCGUUUUUUAGAUGACAGCCAAAUUGUUACAAGUUCAGGAGAUACAACUUGUGCUUUAUGGGACAUCGAAACUGCCCAGCAGACCACCAUGUUCACUGGGCAUUCUGGAGAUGUGAUGAGUCUUUCCCUGAGUCCCGACAUGAGGACUUUUGUUUCUGGUGCUUGUGACGCCUCUUCCAAGUUAUGGGAUAUUCGAGAUGGAAUGUGUAGACAGUCUUUCACUGGACACGUGUCGGAUAUUAAUGCUGUCAGUUUUUUCCCAAAUGGCUAUGCCUUUGCCACCGGCUCUGAUGAUGCCACUUGCCGGCUCUUCGACCUUCGUGCAGACCAAGAGUUGUUACUGUAUUCCCAUGACAACAUCAUCUGUGGAAUCACUUCCGUAGCCUUCUCAAAAAGUGGGCGCCUCCUGUUAGCUGGUUAUGACGACUUUAAUUGUAACGUAUGGGACACGCUAAAAGGAGAUCGUGCAGGUGUCCUUGCUGGUCAUGACAACCGUGUCAGCUGCUUGGGUGUAACUGAUGAUGGCAUGGCUGUGGCCACAGGCUCCUGGGACAGUUUUCUUAGAAUCUGGAAUUAACAAUGCACACGAAUUUUCUGUUCUCCGUUGGCAUCUGGAGAAAUCAGUGCUACAGCCUAUAGCUGUGAAAAAAAUUCUACCUUAUAUUUGCAGGUGAAGAUUUUUCUAUUGAGAUUAUUAUAUACAAAAAGCAGCUUUCGGUAAGCUACAAAACAAAAAAAAGGUGGAAAAAACAAGGCAGAGGUGCUUGCUGAGAUCAAAAGGACUGGUGUAUUAAUUUGAGGAGUCGAGCUGAUUUAAACGUGAUGAAUUUUUGCUUGUACUCAGUCUAAUUCUUUAUUUUUUGUGUGUAGAACAGAAUAUACACGUUAUAGCAGCCUAUGUUUGAUUGUUUGCAUUUUUUAAGAACUGCAUUUUUAACUUCGUGUACAUAAGAAAUGUCACAUUUUUGAGUUUUUGAACCAAGCACAGUAAUGGAUGGAAGUGACACCAUAUGCGUGUGUGCUUAUGUCUGAAGAAAGUCUCCUUGAAUUCUGACCUUCCUUUUUAAUCAAAAAGAGAUCCUGGUUGCUUAAUGUUUAAGAAUGCUGACAGCCCUAGGUACCUCGGGGGAGUCCUUUUGACCAUCAUUAGUUUCUGGUACAUCCUUUGCCAUCCUAUCAAUUUAAAUAUGCCAUUUUUCAGUCCUUUGAGGGGGGAGAUAAUCUGAAGGCCAGGGAAUAAAGAUUUCACUCUGAAAUUUUAGACAUACGUAAGAAACUCUUAUUACAUUAAUAAUAGGUAGAUAGCAGUAAUCGCAUAUAAAUCGUUCUCCACAUUUAGAAAGCUGAUUAUGAUCAAAUGACACUUUGAGUAAUCCUCUAAAUAGUUGGAAUUUCCUAUUGAUUUCAUAUUCUAGAACUGAGGUUGUAGAGUGCCCUGGUUAUUUCAGAGAUUGAGAACAUUUGGAUUGUCCUUGCAUCUAGACAAUUUUUCCCAGUGUUCUCCGUCAGUAUUGCAUCUAGAUAGGAAACGUAUGACGGCAUUGUUUAUGAAGCGAGUGUAAAAUCUAACCAGUCACUAGACCCGAUUAGUUACAGUUGUAACAGGGUGGCUUUAUGAAUUUAUGUUCACAUAAUAUGAAAUCGAAAUUGAUGUCAACUAUCUGUGCCUUCAAAAUUUAAAAAAGGAAACAUUCACAAUUUUUGCUUUUCUGUAAUAUUUCUUCCGUUAGCACAAAAUUUUGGUUUCUAAGUGGUUUUGCUUCAAAGAAUGCCUAGAUCCAAGUGAUCCCAUUUGAAAUCCAAAAGAAAAAUUCCAAGAGCCGUUCUUAAAGGAGUCAGAGGAAAGUAGUAAGCAAGUCUUCUGCUUGUCAGAGGGUAUAAUAAUGUGUCUAUUACUAAAGGAAUUUAAACAAAGAUGCUUUCCUCUUGGAUUUUCUCCUACAAAUAAAUCUAAAUGAUUAAUAGAAGGUUGUUAGUCUUGUUUGAUGGUGAAUAGAGAAAUGGAUUGUGUUUGUAUAGUAAACUGUGUCUGUUACCGUUGAGAUAGGUCUCUCUUAACUUUUGAUCACCUGUAACCCUAACCUAAAUGCUCCCAAAUUUUACUUGUAAAUGUUCACUUUUAUAUUGUGGAUGUGCUAAUAAGUGCAUCAACUAACUAUAAUGAAGUCAGUAUCAGUUUUGGUUAAGAUCAGUUGAUAUUAAAAAUAGAGAAUACAAUGGAUAGAGGGAGAUUAAGGUAUAGGACCAAAAAAAGACUGUUGUAGACGGCAGGCAUGAAUGUAUAUUUAUAUACACAUUAUUCUCAGAUUUCUGUGGAUUUUUGAUAUUAACGUUUGUGGACUAUUUAUAUCACUUCAUAAAGAGCAGCUCUUUGAGAUAAGGUGAGAAUAUUUUAAAGAAACACCCUGAUUUCCAACAAAAGGGGGGAGCUGAGGGUUUGCCAUGUAGUUCAGCAAUUCAUUCCAAAAUCCUGUUCAAGAAAGCACUUCAGCCAUGUGCAAAGUAACCUUCUACCUAUCUCUCCUGUACUCUGAAAGUUAUUCUAGUAACAAGAUACUUUAGAGAGGCACACAGACAAGAAUUCUAGUCUUAAACAUGUUGAUAAAAACAAUUUAAAUGUUAUCAAAGUUUUUGUCGAUAGUUUAAAAUCAACUCCCAUAAAUAAAAUGUACCAGGCAACUGAAAACUAACCAAGUGGUUAAUUAUACAUGUGACCAAAUGGUGACCUCAUUACCACAUUACAUACUAGUUAAACCUAUGCCUUCUGGUGAUAUGGGUUCCAGUUGCUAAAUAUAUUUGUUUUCUUGCAGUUUGAGUUCAGCUAAUUGUCUAAUUUUGCUGUGCAUAAGACUUCCUGAAAUCACUAAGAGGAGUAUAUAAUUUGUGGAAGCACUGUAUACUUUGAAUCUUAGUUUUUCAAGACUUAAAAAAUAUGGCCAGAUGUAGUUUUAAGGAUUUUCAUCAUCAAGAAUAUUGGAAUUAUCUGCUGCCUUUUUUUUUUACCUUAUACGUACUAUUUAAACAUAACAUGCCUUGGCAGGUUUAUUUGUAGACUCUUUAAUCGCUUCAUAAAGAGUUUUUUUGAGAUCUGGCAAGAAUACUUUAAAGGCAUAUUCCUUCCUAAAACAAAGUGAUAGUGAUUGCCAUGUGGUUCAGCAAAUCAUCCCAAAACCUGCUCAAGAAGGCACUUCUUGCUGUUGGCAGGGACAUCGCCACUUUGCUGGACAGGCCUCAUUGUGGGCAGCUAUACGAUUAGAGAUUUACAUUACAUAUCUAAGGUCCCUCCCUAGUUCAGAUUUCCAUAGUUGUGAUUCCAUGGCUACAUACACCAUGCUGAGUUCCAUCUUCACAGGGCAAAGCCUCGGGCUUACUAUUGCAGCUGCAGGAGAGCCCAGGAGGCAGCUGUCCUUAUUUUAGUUUAGACUCAGCUGAACUGAUGAAUACUGCAUGACAGUAAACUAGCCCCUUAAACAUAAUGGAGGUAGCUGCUUCUGGAAUGUGUUGAGCAAUUUUAAAGUUAACCUAUUAAAAGUGAAAAGGAAUCUUGACUUCUCCAGGUGACAAAAUGAAAUUUCUCCUGUUGUUAAAAAACUAAGCUUUUCAAAGUGAAAAAGUUCAGGGAAAUUUAUGCUUUGAUUACUGGUGAAUGUCUCACAUUUUAAAUUAUAACACAGUCGAAUACUUGUGGCUUGUUUGUUGACGUGUUUAAACUUAUGGAAACUCAUUAAACAAUCUCCCAAAUGAGCCUAUCAUCAUUUUAAUAAUGAAGAUAUUCUUUCUGUGAUCUUUAGGGUAUGAGUCGGGCUUAAAUUUUUUUUUUUAAAUUUGCUAUUUCAACUUCUGUUUUCCUUUUUGCCUUUGUGGAAAGCAAAAUUUAAAACUAUUUCGUAGCUCUUGUUAGAAUUUUUUAAACAUCCACAAGUUAGACCAUCUUUCUUGUGAGAAACGGUAGCACAAUGAAUACAACUGGUAUUUUUAAAUUAGAUUAAGUAGAAUGUGAAGUCCACUUCAUACUUACUAGUUUUUCUCCCAUUGUUCAUUUUAAGUUGCCUUAAAUUCAGUGCUAUAAUUAAAAAUAUUGGUUACAAUAGGUACUCAUUAAAAUGGUCUAUAGUUGAAUGUCUAAGCUAGCAUUGUUUAAAAAAGUAAUUUAUUAAUCAGAUUGAUGGUACACCUUGUAUUUAGCAAAUUUGCUUGCAUGUUGAUAAAAUUUCCUAAAAGCCUUUUUUCUUAAAUCCAAUUACUGAUCCUAUGAAAGUUAUGAUAAUGCAGCAUCAUGAGAAAACUGGUUAUGUGUUUCAACUGGUGUUAAAUGUGCCCGACAAAAUCUUACAUCAUACAGUAUUUAUGUUUUAAUUAAUAGAACUUCAUUGAUAUAUUGGUAGAUAUUUUAAGCCUUUCUGUCUUUUACACAAUGGUGCUCUAUCCUAUUGUUCUCUCUUUUCAAAGAAGCAUCUGAACACUUGUAUUUGCAUAUUCUUACCCAAAGGCAUCCAUAUCUAAGUGGUUUUUUAAAGUUGAUUAAAAUGCUUUUCUUCACCUAGAACGGUUUCUAUACACUUGUGGCCACUUGACUCUGCAUGUCAGUAGCGUGACUAGGGGAAGGGUGAAUGUACCAGAUUAAAGCUCUUAUAACAGCUUUAAGCCAAACCAACUAUGGACUUGUACCAUGAUGUAAAAGUAUUCUUGGAUCUCUCUUGCACAGUGAUUCAUUCCUUUAUUUGUACAGUAGCUCUGUGAAAUAAUGUUGCUGUGAAUUGAUAUUGUAAUCAAUAAAGUGCUUUUAACCAGA
Molecule: messenger RNA, 6698 nt
Organism: Equus caballus (horse)
Lineage: Eukaryota; Metazoa; Chordata; Mammalia; Perissodactyla; Equidae
Source: RefSeq, a predicted model, not a curated record